Messenger RNA from Colletotrichum navitas, 198 nucleotides. RefSeq lists its product as uncharacterized. The record is from RefSeq and is a predicted model, not a curated record. Lineage: Eukaryota; Fungi; Ascomycota; Sordariomycetes; Glomerellales; Glomerellaceae. The transcript has 2 exons. The coding region runs from base 1 to 198 and encodes 65 amino acids.
AUGCCUCUCCGUUCAGGAGACGGGCGGGUCCUGACCUGGGACAAGAUGUGCACCGAGUUCAUACAGAAGAUCAUCCUUGCCGUCCCUGCCUCGCCGCCCGUGUCCACCAACGACUGUUGGUUCUUCCCCGGCGCCGCCUCCAACAACACCGGAUACCCAGUGAAGAAGUUGGCUGCUCGGGGCGAGGGGAACAAGUGA